Messenger RNA from Condylostylus longicornis, 1895 nucleotides. RefSeq names its product sialin. The record is from RefSeq and is a predicted model, not a curated record. Gene Ontology annotation, molecular function: transmembrane transporter activity. The coding region runs from base 404 to 1837 and encodes 477 amino acids. The transcript has 12 exons. Gene Ontology annotation, cellular component: plasma membrane. Lineage: Eukaryota; Metazoa; Arthropoda; Insecta; Diptera; Dolichopodidae. Gene Ontology annotation, biological process: transmembrane transport; monoatomic anion transport.
UAAAAAAAAAAUAUAGCCUGAAUUUGAUUGCUGUGGAUAUUAUUUAUUGUUCGGUUCAAAUGAGAUUAUAAUCGUUAUAAUUUAAAAAUUUAACAAUCUAUGUAAAUGAUUUAAAACAUAAUAAAGUAUUUGUUUCCUGUAUCAAAUGUAAAAAGAACGUUGUAUACAAUUGAAAUGUACAUCUAAUAAAAUUUUAUAAAUUAUAUUAUUAAUUUAAUGUUUUUAAAAAUAUAUCGCAAAAUUUUUUUAAAUAAGGAAAAUAAAUAAAAGUGUUUAUUAAAGUGUAGUUGAAUAUAAUUAAGUUAAAAUGACUUUGUGUUUAUAAUAAUUAUAUUAUAAUAGUAAAUCAAUAAAAAUAUUUUAUUUUAAAAUUUUCUGGUGGUUCUACAAAAAAUUUUAAAAAAUGAUUAUUUCAGCAGCCACAUAUUUAAAAAAGUAUAAACCACCUACAAGGUUUUGGGUUGCAUCCAUGCUAUUUAUGGCCUGUCUGUUAAAUUAUAUGAUGAAGGUAAAUUUCUCCAUAAACCUAGUAGCAAUGGUUGAGCCAACAAGCAACGAUAGCACACCAUUACCUGAUUACGGUCAACGUUAUAAUUGGUCACAACAUGAUCAAGCUAACCUUUUAGGAGCAUAUUUUUACGGCUAUUUGAUAACAAGUGUUCCGGGAGGAAUUCUAGCAGAACGCUUUGGAGGAAAAACAGUAGCUGGAGCAACAUUAGCAGCAAGUGCAAUUUUAACUGUUUUAACUCCUUUAUCUGCAAGUUUAGGAAUGGGAGCUGUUUUUGCGGUUCGAUUUGUAAUUGGUCUAUUAGGAGGUGCAACAUAUCCUUCUUGCCACAAUAUUAUAUCGCAAUGGGCCCCACCAGAUGAAAAAGGGAAAUUCGUAGCAGCUUUAAUGGGUGGCACGUUCGGUACUGUUAUAACAUUGCCACUCAGCGCUGUUAUCGUUGAAUCGAUGGGCUGGAAUUGGGCGUUUUAUAUUUCUGGAAUUUUUUCCUUUGCGAUUUGCAUAAUAUGGUUCUUAGUUGUUGCCGACACUCCCGCUAAGCACAAACAUAUUAGUAUUGAUGAACAAAAAUAUAUCGAAAUUUCUUUAGGGGAAAAUUUAUCAAAGAAAAGGAAAUGGCCACCUUUUUUAAAAUUAUUGACAUCACUACCAUUCAUUGCAUUAUUAUUGUUACAUUAUGGAAAUAUGUGGGGUCUAACAUUUUUAAUAACAGCAGCUCCCAAAUUUUUAAGUGAGGUUCUCAAAUUUCAAUUGGCCAAAGCAGGAUUUCUUUCAAGUUUACCACAUUUAGCGCGUUUGCUGCUAGCUUUCGGUUUUGGUGCUGUGGCAGAUCUUAUAAGAAGAAAGAGUUGGCUGCAAACAACAAAACUUAGAAAAUCAUUUUGCCUUUUUUCUCAUAUUAUACCGGGUUUAUUUCUGAUUUUGCUUGGUUUAGUGGGAAGAGAUCCGUAUGUUUGUGUGACAAUUAUUACGUUAUCAUUAGGAUUUAAUGGGGCAGCUUCUGUUACUAAUUUACAAAAUUCUCAGGAUCUCGCACCUAAUUAUGCUGGGACUCUUUAUGGUGUUAUAAAUCUUUUUGGAACAACACCUGGAUUUUUCUCACCUCUGGUCGUUGCUUCCUUUACACAUGACGAAAAUACUUUAGAACAGUGGAAAUACGUUUUCUUUGUAGGCUCAGCUGUGUAUAUUACACCCGCCUUAUUUUUCAUGAUUUUUGGAACAGCAGCAGUUCAACCAUGGAAUUUUGAUAAAAAAAAUGAUGAUAAGACAAUAGAAUUAGAAACUGGUCAAACGGUUGCUCCAGAAAAUAAACAAACUGUUCCAAAAUAGUGAUAUUGCUUUAAGUAACUAAAUUCUAAAAUAAUUUGUAAAUAUGUAAUAAAAGAAA